AUGACCAAUGAGAAGAAGCGGAAACUCGAAGAAGUCGAGCAAGGUAAAGCAAGAGCAGCAAAGCGCCACAUUUCGCAGAGCCAGUUGGCCACAAUCUAUCAUUGCAAUGGCUGCAGCCAGGACAUCACAAAUCUCAUUCGCGUACGAUGUGCCGAAUGCGCCGACUUUGACCUAUGCGUCGCGUGCUUCUGUUCGGGUGCAGAACCACCAAAUACACUACAUAGAAAUAGUCAUAGCUAUAGAGUGAUGGAAAUGCUAGAUUUCGAGAUAUACGACGAUGGAUGGGGAGCAGACGAAGAGUUGAAACUCGUAACCGCCAUCGAAAGUUGGGGAUUAGGGAAUUGGGAGCAGAUAGCGGAGCAGAUGGGGACCAAGAACAGAUUACAGUGCGAGGAACACUACAACAGAGUCUACAUCAACAGCGACUCGUUCCCAAUACCGGUGGGUCCACCGCGGAAAGUACCGAAACACGAGCGUCCGCCCGUCAGUCAACCAACGAACCACGAGAUCAUGGGAUACAUGCCCGGACGGAAAGAGUUCGAAACAGAGUGCGAAAACGAUGCCGAGCAUCUGAUCAAGGAUCUGGAGUUUUCUGAUAGCGAUAGUCCAGAAGACACAGAACUGAAAAUGGCCAUGUUCGACAUGUAUAACUCCGCGCUGGAUCGCAGAGCGGAACGCAAGAAAUUCAUUCUCGAUAGAAAUAUCGUAGAUUUCCGGAAGGUCCAGCAAAUGGAGAAAAAAAGAUCGAAAGAAGAGAGGGAGCUUUUUCAGAAAUUGCGAGUGUUUGCAAAGAUGCAAACAGGACAAGACUUCGAGAAUUUCAUGGGUGGCUUAUUAAAUGAGAUGAAGCUAAGGCAGGAGAUUGCGCAAUUACAAGAAUACCGUCGAAUGGGUCUCCGAACGCGGCGGGAAAUUGAUGCCUAUGAGCGCGACAAAAAGGAGCGAGAGCUCACAAAAACAGCACUACAGUUCCACCCAGCGAGUGGUUCAAGAACCACCGGGCGUGCCCAGAACCUUGGCCCAGCAGCCACCGGCGUACGCAAUACCCCCGCGCCCCUCGAUAUAUCCAACGCCGAGGGAGUUGAACUCCUCACCCACAACGAGCAGCAACUAUGCAGUAAUCUGAGACUCUUCCCGAAAUCAUACCUGGUUAUCAAGGAAACGAUACUGAAAGAAUACGCGAAGCAAGGCUCCAUGCGACGAAGGGAGUGCCGUCGUUUGAUCAAGAUCGAUGUCAACAAGACCAGCAGGAUAUAUGAUUAUUUCGUAGAAAUGGGAGGGUGA
This is a messenger RNA of Fimicolochytrium jonesii, 1284 nucleotides long. RefSeq lists its product as uncharacterized. Gene Ontology annotation, molecular function: chromatin binding; protein binding; transcription coactivator activity. Gene Ontology annotation, cellular component: SAGA-type complex; nucleus. Lineage: Eukaryota; Fungi; Chytridiomycota; Chytridiomycetes; Spizellomycetales; Powellomycetaceae. Gene Ontology annotation, biological process: regulation of transcription by RNA polymerase II; chromatin remodeling. The record is from RefSeq and is a predicted model, not a curated record. The transcript is spliced from 9 exons. Bases 1 to 1284 code for a protein of 427 amino acids.